CUUAUUAUGUACACGGACGCACGGACGCACGCACGAACACACGCUCCCGCGCGCGCACAUUAUUAUCGAUAUCUCUCGGCGACCGACGGCUACAGCGGUGAUGACAAGGUAGCAGUGGCACUGUGGCAGCGUCGUACGGCGUCUAUCUCUAUAUUAAUAAUAUACGCGCGACGGCGGCGGCAAACCACCAACCGACCACGACCACCAGUCAACACUGCGAUUCUGCUCCGUCUACCACUGUCCGCGUCCGCGUACCGACAUCGACGGAACCGAUCGCCGCUGACGACUUUGCCGUAAACACGACGCGGCUGAACGACGCGCGCGGAACCACUCUGGCGGUGCCGACUACUUUGAGCGCAGUUCGCAACUAGUUCGAUUCUGAGUGCCGAUCGCCAACAUUUUAUCUUUUUCGUUUACCAACAUCUUUGCCGCUUUAAUUACAACCCGUUAUUGUUAUUGUUGUCGUCAUCGGCGUUUUUGAGUUCGAGGCGCGCCCGCCACAAGUACGCGUCCUCACUCCACCGCGCCGGACACUCCGUCACCAGUGUGGUGCCAUCGUUUCGCCUGAUAAAUCACAAUAGUGUUUAUUCCGUAUGAAUUUUCGUUGCUGCCCGAAAUACUCGCGACUGUGACCGAGUGGUCAUUUUGCGUUUCGUCGUACCUCGCUCCGACGAUUUGUAACGAACAACAUCGCCUGGUACGCGAAAUUCUGAGCAUGUCUGAGGAGUCAACAACUGCAGUCGAUGCAAUGUCAGUGCCAGAUACAAGUGGCAGUGGAGGUGGUUAUCGUCACAAGCACUGGUACUGAAAUCGACGAUUAGGAACUUUUUGCACACAAUUGCUCAAAGAGUGCGGAAUUYACGUUUAGAAAUUGUAAUUAAUAAAUAUUCAUCAUUUACCGAAAAAAGACUAAUAUGAGGCAGGGACGUGGUGGCCAACGUAGUAAAAAGUCUGGAUGCAGUAGACGGGGCGGAGGAGCUGGAGGAGGCAGUGUUGGCGGAGCUGGUAAUGCAGGAGGUGGUGGUGGUUCAGCUGUAGCUUUAGCUGCAACUCUAGUAGAUGAUGGUAUAGGUGGCGGUGGUGUACCUGGAGGACCCGGAGGAUCAGCAGCAGCCGCCGCUGCCGCUGCUGCUGCAGCUGCAGCAGCUGCGGCUUCAUCAUGGAAAACUGGCGGAGGUCCAGGAGGACCAGGCAGUGGUCCAGGAGAUCCGUUUGGCAUGGGAUAUGGAGGUGGCCCUGGAGGACCUGGAAGUGGUGGUCCAUACCAGCAACAUCAUCAACAGCAAGGUCACCAGUCCCCGUCAUUGUUCCAUCAGCAACAAGGUUCUCCUGCGCCUGGAGGUGGUCCUUAUGGUGGUGGUGGUGGUGGUGGAAACAGUACUCCUCAACAUCAACAACAGCAACACUAUAGCCCAUCAACUCCCGGGGGCGGUGGUUCUUCAACCCCUGUACCUUAUGGUGGUGGACCAGGCACACCAAAUAGCCAGCAUGGUGGUGGUGGUGGACCAUUUAAUGGCGGCGGUGGUGGAGCGCAGAUGCCUUUCGGAUCACCAUCUUCAGUCAGUUCUGGUGGUGGAGGAUUUGGUAGCGGUGGCCCCGGAAGCAAUCGACCAGGGUCUGGACCUCCACCCCCUCAACAAUCACCAUUCGGUGGUCAGCAAUUUUAUGGUGGCAGUGGUGGUGGCCCCAUGCCUCCCGGAUCACCAUUUAGUCAACAACAGCAGAUGAUGAAUCAUCAUGGUGGUGGCGGUGGAGCUGGCGGAGGAAUGAUGAAUGCUUCAGACACGGGUCCUGGCGGUCGAAUGAUGGUUGACCAUCCKUCGUGUUUCCCAUCAUCAAUGGUAGGAGGACCCAGCGGACCUGGUGGUGGUGGUGGUCGCCGAGGAUAUGCAGGACCCGGAGGAUAUGGUAGUGGACCACCUGGUCAUCAUGGUGGUGGACCGCCAGGACAUCAUGGUGGUAGCGUGUUAGGAGGUCCACACGGUGGACCUCCAGGACAUUUAGGUGGUGGUGUGCACCAUAAUAGCCCCUCUGGACACCACGGAGGGCCACCUAGUGGUCCACCCCAUCAUGGUGGUGGUGGACCCCCGGGACACCAUGGAGGUCCUCCACACCAUGGUGGUCCACCCGGAAGUGGGCCCCAUGGUGGACCUCCUCACCCACAUGGCGGAGGUGGACCACCACACCAUGGUGGUGGCGUUCCUCUUCACCCACAUGGUGGAGCAGGAGUCCCACCACAUGGGCCACCACAUCAUCCACAUGGCCCUCCRCAUCAUGGUGGUCCGCACGGACCUCCACCACCACCCCACCCCCAUCCACCACAUGCACAUCAUGUGCAGCCUGAUUAUCGGAUAUUUGAAUUGAAUAAAAGGCUGCAAAAUCGUAAUGAGGACAGUGACAAUGUAUGGUGGGACCAGUUUGCCACAGAGUUUUUUGAAGAUGAUGCCACGUUAACACUGACAUUUUGCUUAGAAGAUGGUCCUAAGCGUUACUCUAUAGGACGGACCCUGAUUCCUAGAUAUUUUAGGUCAAUAUUUGAAGGUGGAGUUACUGAUUUGUAUUAUCAUUUGAGAGCUAAUGCUACCAAGGAGUCAUUUCAUAAUACCAGUCUUACUCUGGACUGUGAUCAUUGUACCAUGGUGACCACACAUUUGACUUCAAGCCCUGGUGGCGGGCCACCGUCUUCCAUUGCUCAGUCGCCAGGACCUGGUGGUCCGGGCAACGUUGGAGGAGGACCUCCCGCAUCACUUAAUGGUGGUAUAGGAAUGCAAAAAUCCUUGGUGGCUCAGGGUCCUCCAUCAUCACAGCAAUCAGUGCUUGGUGGUGGUGGACCAAUGGGUGGUGCAGGAGGCCCUCCAUCACCGCCCGUAUAUACCAGGGUGUGCACUGAAGGUAGGCUAACGUUGGAAUUCACGUAUGACGAUAUGAUGCGUAUUCGGACGUGGCAUUUAGCGGUUAGACAACACAGGGAAUUGGUUCCAAGAUCGUCUGCCGCUGCAGCUGUUGCAGCGGUUGUUAUGAUGCAACAAGGAGGACCUGGUGGUGGUGGUGAUGGUGGACCACCAGGUGGACCCCCGCCACCUAAUGCUGAAAUUGUUCACCAGCAAGUGGCAAAAAACAUCACACGACAGGGCAUUACAAACUCGACGCUCAAUUACCUGAGACUAUGCGUCAUAUUGGAACCCAUGCAAGAACUUAUGUCCAGGCACAAAGCUUAUGCCCUUAGUCCUAGAGACUGUCUGAAGACUACUCUAUUUCAAAAGUGGCAACGUAUGGUAGCACCACCAGAAUCACAGAGACCAGCCAAUAAAAGACGCAAACGUAAGGGCAGUAACUCUGGUGCUGGUGGAGGUCCUCCAACCACACUUGGUGGUGGCGGACCUGGUGGUGGACCUGGUGGCGGGCCCACUUCUGCUUCAAAGAAACGAAGUCCAGGACCAAAUGGUGGCGGUGGCGGGGGCGGUGGAGCUGGUGGCGCAGGGUUCAACCUAGCAUCACAGGACGUGAUGGUUGUUGGAGAACCAUCGCUGAUGGGUGGAGAAUUUGGAGACGAAGAUGAACGUUUGAUCACCCGACUGGAAAAUACCCAGUAUGAUGCUGCGGCGGCGGCUGCUGCUGCUGCCGCUGCYGCUGCUGCUGCAGCUGCAGCUGCUAACUCAGCGGCAGCGUCAGUAAUGGGUGUUGGCCCUGGUGGUCCAGGAUCCGUAGGUUCAGCAGGAGGCAAUGACAUGCAACAGCAUAUAGGUGGUGGUGGAGGUGGACCCGGUGGUAUGGGACCUGGUAGUGGAGGUGGACCUGGCGGAAUGGGAUCAGUCAGUGGCGGAGGACAAAUGAAUGUUGGUGGACCUGGAGGACAAAUGGGACCAGGAGGUCUAAUGGGUGGUGAUUCUCUAUUUCCACCACCUGGAUCUGGUGCAGAUGGCAGCGCCCCAGGAACGCCAACUGGUGGUAGUGGUGGUGGAGGUGUGGUUUCUCAGUCAUCAUCUUCAAAUAAUCCUAAUGGCCUUCAGCAACAGCAACAAAAUUCUUGGGUAACUGGACCACCAAGUAGCGGUGGCAGUGGUGGGGGACCUCCAAGUGGUGGCCAAUCAGUACAAAAUAGUGGUGUACAACAACAACAGAAUCCGGGUAGUAAUCCUGGAGCCGGAGGUGGAUCAUCUAUUGGAGGUAAUGGAAACCCUGGAAGCAAUGGUGGUCYAAAUAGUGUUGGUGAUUCCAUCUCAUCUGGUGGUGGCGACAAAAAGUCUCCAGCUUCUGCCGCUUCCGUACAACAGCAACAACAACAUAUGGGAUUGUAAAUAACACUGCCAAUCAAUACACAUAAUACUAAAAAUGCCUUGUCAUUUUUUGUUGAUGUGCACACCAAACAUACACAGUAUAAAACAAACAAUGUUUAUAUCAUAAAAUAUUUACAUCGCUUUAUAAGUAUACGCCAAAUCAGCGAAUUUUAUUGAUUGUUUUAUUUUUAUUUUAUAUUAUUAUUAUUUUUUUUAUUAUUAUUAUUAUUACUAUUAUAAUGUAAAUACAAUGACAUUUAUUACAAUUGAAAAAAUUCAUUUUUAGAAUUUUUAUAGACGCGGACAAUUUUUGACUACUAUUAUUACUUAAUAUUAUUACUAUUCUAUCAAUAUUGA
Diuraphis noxia (Russian wheat aphid) is the source of this 4634-nucleotide messenger RNA. RefSeq lists its product as uncharacterized. The record is from RefSeq and is a predicted model, not a curated record. Lineage: Eukaryota; Metazoa; Arthropoda; Insecta; Hemiptera; Aphididae.